CUGCUAUUUGUAUAACUCUGGUGGUCGUGUUGUUGGAAAAAAAGAAAAUGUCCGUUUGGAUGAUAGAAGUUUAAAGCAAGCUCAUCGCUAUGUUUUACUUCAUUCUGAUGAACUAACCCCGGUGCUCAAUGAGUUCCUAAAACUAAAGAGGCAAGAGAAUGACGUUGGAGGAAGUCAAGCUGAUGAAUCUAUUGAAAAUCAGUGGAUAAUUGAUGAAUUUGCAGAUUGGUUGCAAAGCCAGGUCCAUAAUUUAGAUGAUAGCACGGUAGAUGGAAAGUUAAGAAAAGCCUUAGCCGGUGGCUUGAGUAACCGCGGGAAAAGGAUGAAAAGUGUUAUUAUCAAUGGUUACAAAUUUGAUAUUGUGGAUCGUGAGCGAUUUCGAGUAACUCAGAAUUCAGGAAUCAUGGUGGAAGCAGAGGGUCACGAAUAUUAUGGAAAACUCAAAGAAAUUUUGGAAUUAGAUUAUUAUGGUUCAUAUAAGGUUGUACUGUUUCGUUGUGAUUGGGUCGAUAUCCGUAGGGGUAUCAAAACAAAUCCGAAUGGAAGUGUUUGUAUCAAUUUCUCAAAGUUGAUGCACACUGGUUGAUUUUUGCGUGAUGAUCCAUUUGUUUUCUCAUCUCAAGCAAAACAAGUUUUUUAUAUUGAGGAUGAGAUACAAAAAGGGUGGUGUCAUGUUGUGAAAACUAAGCCGACUUGUUUGAUAUUCCUGAAUAAUUUGUUUACAACUUUUAUUAUAAUUUAUUAUAUAUUUGAGUUCAUAAAUUUGGAUGGGUUGUGUAUUUUUAUAUUUCAUUUAGUUAUUCUAAUUCAUCAAAGUUUGUAUUUUGUCAACUUAAUUUCUGUUUCUGUUAACUAAAUUCUAUAACUGAAAUUCAAAUCUGAAUUCAAUUCUGGAUUUCAGCUCUGAACAUCAGAAAUGAAUUCUAGAACUGAAAUCAGAACUGAAAUCCAAAUCUGAAUUCAGUUUUGAAUUCAGCUCUGAACAUCAGAACUAAAUUGCAGCUUGUGUGUGUGUAUUUGCAAAAUUCAUUGGCUAAUGUGUGGGCAAACUUUGUUAAUCUUUCUUGAUGUGUUUACCUGUCUUCAUGCAUUUUAUAUAUACUUGCUGGUGCUUUAUAUUAAACAUAUGGAUUAUGGUGUGUUCUAGAAGCCUAGAAGUGCUAGAAAACUUGAUUGCAGUGACUACUUGGAACCUUUGGCUGAAGAUGAUUGCUUCUUUUGUGCUUUAUGGAUUCCUAAGAUUAAGUGUUGUUCUUGUUUCUUAAUUAAAGAGGCUUUUAUGCAUUUAACUCACUGUUGGGCUUCUUAACUGUGCUUACUAUAUUCAAUACUUGUUUCUUAUUUCAACUCUACUAUGUUGCUCAUUUAUUUUUCUUAUUUCAUGGUUUCUUAAUUUGGUUUUGAAUCUUCUGAUGACUAAUCUUAUUGCCACGCUUAUGAUAAUUUUUUAUUUCUGUUCUUUUUAAUAACUUAUUUUGCGAAUUUAUCAGGUAAAGUAUGAUGUACCGAAGCAAGAGAGCAAGGGACAUACUUGCUGCCACAGCCAAGUCACAUGAUCAAGUAUCAUCACAGUCACCAAUUAUCUCUAAUGCAUAUACUUCUUCUGCUGCUGAAGCUUCACAACCCACCAAAAAACAAGCUAGAAAGUCACCACAAACUGAGGUUCUUAGGGAUGACAAAUGGGGACCUUUUUCUCCACCCAUUUCCACUAUAAAAUGUGACCACCCACCACCUAAUAAUUUAGGAUCCAUUUGGAAAAACCCUCCUGGUUCAACGUUAAAUUCAGUUAAGGAAUCAGUUACGCAAGGUCAGCAAAAAAAAUACCCACCAGAAGUUUCAUCUUUAGUCCCACCUAAUAUUCCACCUAAUGUUCCACAUUCAAUUGCACCAGACUCAUUGAACUCCCCUUCUACUUCUCACAAACCUCCUGAGCGCCCAAAACCUGCUACACGAGGAAUCCGGAACCGUGAAACAGGUGCUUUGAAAAUUUCAGCUACAGCUCCACGGGAUAAUCAUGAAAGACAAAAAAGUGGAAACGAAUCAGAAGAGAUCCCGAAACAAUAUGCCAAGGGUAAUACUACAUUAGUAAGUGGUAUUAUUCUGCCAAUUGACAUAUGGAGUAAUAACGGCGUCCAGUACUAUGUCGAAUUCAAUGAUUUAUGCCAGCCAAUUAGGAAGGGUGGACAUAUUUUGGUUAAAUUCAUUAGUAUGAUUGCGAAGAUGGAGUCACAUUGUCCAGUUGGGGAAAAAGAUUGGAAAGCAAUCGACAAGAAUUUUAAAGGGAAAAUAAUUAAAGACAUAAGAGACCGUUUUGUGAUUCCUCCUGGUGUGGAAUAUGACAACCAAGCUCUCAAGCGUGCCAAUAAAUGUUGGAGGCAAUUCAAAUAUUCUCUGAAACUAAUUCAUUACAAGCCACUAGAGAAGAAAUUGGAUGAUAUUUGUAAUAAUGUGCCACAUGGAAUUACCAGUAGUAACUGGGUUAAGUUGGUAAAAUAUUGGGAUUCGGAUUACGGGAAAACUAUGUCAGCAUGCGGUAAAAAGGCACGAGCUUGUCAAAAUCAGAUUCAUACAUCUGGCUCUAAAAGUUUUGCAAACCAACAAGCUGAUUAUGAAGAUGAACAUGGACAAAAAAUGAGCUUGUUAGCGCUGUGGAUUAAAAUCCAUGCGGGUAAAGACGAAAAAUUUCUUCCUGACACAGUCACUCAAGAUUUUGUGAAUGAUGUUAAAGCUAAGGUUGAAGAGUUGAGGAUGGUGCACCCUAAGUUGUCCGAACAAGAGCUCGAACAUGAAGCAUUUCAGCAAACUAUGUAUGGCAAUGAGAUUCCCGAUCAUCCGGUGGGUUACGAACUAGGGGUUAAAAAGGGGGACAUUUACGGAGUACGUGGUGUGUUAAGGAAGGAAGGCUAUGGAAAAGUUCAAAAGAGGACUAUUGUGAUGGAUAGUGUUAAAGAAGAAGUAAAUGCUUUGCACAAAAAAAAAUGAUACACUAUCUCAAGAAAAUGAAAAGUUGAAAGACGAGGUCGGACACAACAAUCUUCUUCUUAAAGCGCUUGUUGGACAAUUUUCUCAGAUUGUAGGUGCAGUUCGUCAAGGGAAUGCAUCUCCGGGUCUUCUAAACAAAGCAUCUGAAAUCUUAGGAAAGGCAAAACAUCAGAUUGGAAAAAGCAAUGUAGGUGCAACAAGAGAAUAGGCCAGGACACUUGAGCAUCAACAAGCGACUAUAUCGUCUAUAAGGCCAUCGUCUAUCUAUUUUGGUUUUUAGUCUUAUAUUAGUGAUGUAAUUAUUUAGGGACAAGCUACUAUAAUAUGCGACUUUUUUUUUCUUUUUUUUUUAAAUAAUUGUGUUGAUGUUUUCUUUUAUAAAUUUGGUAAUUAAGUACUACGU
Chenopodium quinoa (quinoa) is the source of this 3385-nucleotide messenger RNA. RefSeq lists its product as uncharacterized. Lineage: Eukaryota; Viridiplantae; Streptophyta; Magnoliopsida; Caryophyllales; Amaranthaceae. The transcript is spliced from 9 exons. The record is from RefSeq and is a predicted model, not a curated record. Bases 1498 to 2982 code for a protein of 494 amino acids.